Messenger RNA from Darwinula stevensoni, 947 nucleotides. The record is from the annotation of a GenBank genome assembly. Lineage: Eukaryota; Metazoa; Arthropoda; Ostracoda; Podocopida; Darwinulidae.
UUCCAUUGCAUCAAUGGAUCUAUCUUCUUUUUAUUUCAGACUGAGCGUGCCUUUCAGAAGCAGCCAACUAUCUUCCUGAACAGGAAGAAGACAUUGGGGAAGAAGAAGAAGUCUAUUCGAUAUGUGAAGAAUGUUGGCUUGGGGUUCAAAACUCCACGAGAGGCAAUUGAGGGAACUUACAUCGACAAAAAGUGUCCCUUUACUGGUGGAGUAUCCAUUCGUGGAAGAAUACUGACAGGAAUUGUUGUGAAGAUGAAGAUGCAGAGAACGAUUGUCAUUCGGAGGAACUAUCUUCACUAUGUCAAGAAGUACAAUAGAUUUGAGAAGAGGCAUAAGAACAUGUCAGUGCAUCUCUCCCCAUGCUUCAGGGAUGUGCAACUGGGCGAUGUCGUGACAGUUGGGGAAUGUCGUCCACUGGCUAAGACAGUGAGGUUCAAUGUCCUCAAGGUGACGAGAGCCCCUGGAACUAAGAAGUUGUUCCAAAAGUUCUAAUACCAAUAAAGAAAUCACAUCUCAUCUGUAUGCUUGACUUCUGAAGCUUGAAAUUCAUUUGAGGGCUUAGGUGGGAAUCCUUUCAAGAGAAUAUGGACUGCUGCUGAGAAAAUUAAUGAUCUUUGUUGGUUUUUUGAAAAAGCUUUUUUUGUUGGGCUUGAUUGAAUCAGAGUGAUCAACCAACUUCAAAUCUGAUUAACUCUUUUUAAAAAAAUACUUUUAUUGCAUUUGGUGACCAUUUUAAAGUAAUUGAUGAAAUACCUAUGUAAUUCUAUCUCUGAGUCAACAGGACUGAAGUAGUCUGGCAGGAUGGUGAAUGGAGGCCAAUGCUUUUGGGGUAAGAGUGAUCUUGAAAAGUGAAAGUGUGAUUAUCAAGAAAAUGUUAUUAGGGCUAUGUGAAAUUGCCAAAGAGGUAAAUUCCACAUUUUGAGAAAUUAAACAGCAUUUCUAUGCUG